CUCUCCGUGCUGUGAGUGAACGUAAUUACAAGUAAUGUCAAAGGAUUUCUGGGAAUGUGAGAAUGGCAGACCUUGGAAUGUCCAGCGAUGACUGUGAUUUUUAUGAGAAUGUGUUUUGCAAUCCAGCAUUCGAGCCAGAGAAUGACCAUGAUGAAAUCAAAGAUGUGUUUAAAGUUGCCAUUUCCUCAGAACCUAUCAAAAGGCCUGCACCACAACACAGAAGUUUGCUGAGUGUGUGUGUGUUGCGUCUGAGGGGUCACUGGUGUAGCUGGGGGACUCUGGUGGUGUCUGCAGUCGUGCUGGUGUUGGUGGCAGUGCUGGGCAUCACUCUAGCACUUGUUCUAACACAGAUGAAUACAGACUCCACUGAGGAAGGAGCGCUGUCUCCUCUGGACUCCUGGAGUGGAGGCACAGUUUCACACAGCCUCACCCCAAGCCCCACCAUUCUUCAUCCUGCACACAGCUCACUAUUCCCACAGCUUGAGCAAGAGGCCACCACUCAUACAAAAUGUGGUGGUGUAUUGACUGAUUCAGAGGGAUCUAUCAGCUCUCCGAACCACCCAGGCCCAUACCCUCCUGACUCCAUGUGUGUGUGGGUGAUCAGGGUGUCUCCUCCAUCUCUGGUCCAGCUCCACAUCUCCUCCCUGGCCAUUGAGGGACCAUCCCCGUGCCUCUUUGACUGGCUGGAGGUUAGAGAAGAGAAAGAAGAUACCACCACAGUCAGCAGAUUCUGUGGCAAUGUGGCUCCCCCCACUGUGAACACCAAUAGCAGCACUGUAUUGGUGUCAUUCCGGUCUGACAGCAGUAUUGGGGGCAAUGGCUUCAUUGCGCAAUAUCAUGCCAUCCUUCCAUGGCAAAAAAGCUGCUCCAGAGAGGAGUUUAUGUGUGAUAGUGGCCGUUGCCUGUUGCCUGUGUCUGUUUGUGACAGCCAGUCAAACUGCCAGGACCACACAGACGAAGCCAACUGCAGCCAUAAACACAAGGAAUGUGGAGGUCAAAAGACAGGACCAAGUGGCUCACUGUCCAGUCCAAAUCACCCAAAGCCAUAUCCUCACCAGCAGCUGUGUACGUGGCGUAUAUCUGCAGAGGAAGGCCAGGUUAUCAGAUUGACUUUUCACAACUUCAGUUUGGAAACUCAAGAUGUUUGUGAGUUUGACUAUGUGGAGGUGCAUGACGGCGCCAACACCGGAGAUGGCAGUGUGCUUGACAGGUUCUGUGGCUCAGGCCUCCCUCCUGACCUGACCUCCUCUGGGCCGAUGAUGACUGUAGUGUUUGUGGCGGAUGAAGGUGUGGCUGACAGUGGCUUUUACGCCUCUUAUCAGGUCAUCUCUCUCUCAGAAAGAACCUGCAGUCCUGAGCAGUUUGCCUGCGCCACAGGACAGUGUCUCCACCAUGACUGGCUGUGUGAUGGGUGGAACGACUGUGCAGAUGGCGCAGAUGAGCAGAACUGCAGUAACUCCACUUACCCUCCUUUCACUUCAUCCUGUGAGCCCAUUCAGGUGGAGAUGUGCCAGGGUCUCAGCUAUAACCUCACAUCCUUCCCCAACAUAUGGCUCUCCAUUGCUGAUCAGAGAGAGGCUGCCAACAUGCUGCGCCAGUACAGAGUGCUGAAGGAGCUGGCAUGUUUUGAGCCCCUGCGGCAGCUGGUAUGUGCCAUGUUCUUGCCACAGUGUAGCUUGCAAGGGGGCGUGCUGCAGCCAUGCAGAUCCAUUUGCUCAGCAGCGGAGCAGCAGUGUGGCAGAGUGCUGGACCUCUUCAGCCUGAGCUGGCCUUUCAAUUGCCACUUACUGCCUGACUCCCAUGACCCCAUGGAGUGCUCCCUCCCUUAGCAUAUAGCUUAGAAAGACUAAAUGAUGACUCAUAACUACAGCAGGACUCCGCUGGCUGGAGUACUCAGUGUAUUGUUGACUGUUUCUUGUGGAUUCCUGACAAUUGGAGGACAAUCCUUUGCAAAAACGAAGUAUGCUGAAAGUUACCUUUUGUUUGAAGUACUGUUUUUGCUCUACCAAUGUCCAAACUUGUACAUUAAGUGCAAUAAUGGGCCAAUUUAGAACACCAGUAAAGAUCCUUUUUUGUUGUAAGGGACAUUGCCAAAAGAACUAUGUGUGACCAACUCUUUCUCAAAUAUAAUGGUGCUGCAGUUUAAGUUUAAACUCUCCAGUAAAUCAAAUAACUUAAGUGUUCAAACAACUGAACCACUAUUAUUUGUGCUGCAUGACCAAGAAUGUUGGUGCAAAUAGAGUAGACAAAUGAAGCGCUCCAAAAACGUAAUGAUCCUUUAUGUAGAGUAAUGUAGAAUUUUGUAAAUAAAUGACUACUUAAUAUUAUACAUUACAAUGUUUUUUUUUAUAAUAGUGGAUUUGGCUGUAAAUUGAGAUACAAAUUAGUUUGGCAGUAUCAGGCACAGUAAAAGAAUUUAGUAGCUUUGUUUUUCUUUUGGUGGCCUUUCUGUAUGAAGGUGCAUAUUUUGAAGUAUUUUUAUAUACUCUGUAAAUAUGCAGUAAAUGCCAAUGUCU
This is a messenger RNA of Colossoma macropomum (tambaqui), 2516 nucleotides long. Its product is annotated as membrane frizzled-related protein. The transcript has 13 exons. NCBI's taxonomy places the organism in Eukaryota, Metazoa, Chordata, Actinopteri, Characiformes, Serrasalmidae. Bases 63 to 1829 code for a protein of 588 amino acids. The record is from RefSeq and is a predicted model, not a curated record. Gene Ontology annotation, molecular function: protein binding.